Messenger RNA from Camellia sinensis, 737 nucleotides. Its product is annotated as agamous-like MADS-box protein AGL62. Gene Ontology annotation, biological process: positive regulation of transcription by RNA polymerase II. Gene Ontology annotation, molecular function: protein dimerization activity; DNA-binding transcription factor activity, RNA polymerase II-specific; RNA polymerase II cis-regulatory region sequence-specific DNA binding. Lineage: Eukaryota; Viridiplantae; Streptophyta; Magnoliopsida; Ericales; Theaceae. The record is from RefSeq and is a predicted model, not a curated record.
CCUUAUUUCUCUAAUAAUUUUUUUUGUGUGUCAUCGGUUGCAGCCAUGGCGAGAAAGAGCAAAGGUCGUCAGAAGAUCGAGAUAACAAGAAUGUCAAAAGAAAGCAACCGACUUGUUACCUUUUCAAAGCGUCGUUCUGGGCUAUUCAAGAAGGCAAGCGAACUUUGCACCCUUUGUGGCGCUGAACUUGCCAUCAUCGUCUUUUCUCCUGCCAAAAAGGCCUUCUCUUUUGGCCACCCUUGUGUUGACACCAUUGUAGAUCGCUUUCUCUCUCGAAACACUCAACCCAAUUCAGGUUCACUCCAACUUGUCGAGGCUCACCGCAACGCAAAUGUUCGUGAGCUUAACUUGCACCUUACUGAAGCACUUGAUACGUUGGAAGCGGAGAAGAAAAAAGGCGAAGAGCUUAACAAGAUGAGGAAAGAUAGCCGAGACAAGUGUUGGUGGGAAGCACCGGUUAGUGAGCUUGGACUUCAACAACUCGAGCAAUUGAAGGUGGCAAUGGAGGAUCUAAAGAAGAAUGUUGUGAAGCAAGGCGAGAAGAUUCAGAUGGAGGAAUCAAACCCUUCGAGGUUUUUUGCAGCUGGGUCAAGUUCCAUGGGAGGGCAUGUUGGAGGUGGUCCUCAUGAUGUUAAGGUUUCUGGGCUAGGUCUGUCCAUGACUCCACAUGGAUAUACCCUUGGCUAUGGACAUGGGUUUUUCUGAUAUGUGUAGUCUGUUGUUUCUUGCUAUGAAGA